GGCCAGAGGUCCACUUUUCGAAGGCGCUGCUCGAGCCCAGGCUGCAUCUCCAGUCCCUGCCGAGCGCGAGCGAGAACGCCGCGAACGCAUCGCAGAUAGCCUUCAACAAGGCCUCGAAGAAGGACGGCGGAUCGCCAACGCGCAGGCCAGGGUUAGAGAACGCUGGAGCCGUUCGCGCUUAGGUGGUGGUGGCGGUGGUGGUGCCAGUGGCGUGACCAUGGCCGAAGCCAGGCGUCUCGCCGCUUUCCCUGAAGGUUACGAUGCGCUCCUCCGACGCACGCAAAUGCGAGGUUACAGCGGGAGAGAAGUCGGCGUCAGGACUGCUGGUUUGGCGAUGAAUCCUGAUGGCCGCACGCUCUGGGCUGCGUGUGAGGAGGGGAUUUUCGAGAUUGAUGUUCGAACUAAGGCCAGGAUGUUUUUGCCGUGUUGUGAGUUGCGGUGAUGAUGUUCAAUGAAUGAAUGGGUUAAUGCGAUUUUUUUUUUCUUGAGAGUGGUUGAGUGGUUGAUUGAUACCCGCGCUGGUAUGAAAACCAAUGAACGAAUGAAUGAGUAGAUAGAUUAUGAGGAGGAAGAGGAGUAUGUAUACAUACAUGUAUUG
This is a messenger RNA of Pseudocercospora fijiensis CIRAD86, 598 nucleotides long. RefSeq lists its product as uncharacterized. The transcript has a single exon. The record is from RefSeq and is a predicted model, not a curated record. Lineage: Eukaryota; Fungi; Ascomycota; Dothideomycetes; Mycosphaerellales; Mycosphaerellaceae. Bases 218 to 442 code for a protein of 74 amino acids.